This is a messenger RNA of Oryza brachyantha (malo sina), 3780 nucleotides long. Its product is annotated as PH, RCC1 and FYVE domains-containing protein 1-like. NCBI's taxonomy places the organism in Eukaryota, Viridiplantae, Streptophyta, Magnoliopsida, Poales, Poaceae. The transcript is spliced from 5 exons. The record is from RefSeq and is a predicted model, not a curated record. Gene Ontology annotation, molecular function: metal ion binding. Bases 740 to 3484 code for a protein of 914 amino acids.
GAAUCAGAUGAAGAUUGACAAGAACAAGACCAUCCAGAUCUCAAUAGUAAUUAAACAAAUUUAGUGUCAUUGGGAUAAAAAUUACAGGGAACAGGCCAAGACCAGCUUAGCUGUACUGUACACCUUUGUGAUGCCAUUCACAGCACAGAAGAGGAGAGAAAAGGGAGUAGUAGCAGUAAAGGGAGUGAAGAGUCCAAAGCAAGAACACAAGAAGAGCAUGUGGGGAGAGAUGAUGAUGAGCACACACCACCACCGCAGGUGAACCGGAGCACCCAAAAAGAGAAGAGAAGAAAAGCAGAAAGAGUAGCAAUAUAUAGUAGAUUAGUAGUGACAGAGAAGGAGGUGGAGAGAAAGAUUGCUGCUGCUGCUGCUCAUGGGAGGCAAAGAACAAACACAGGGAGCCCAUCCCUCGUGAUCAACAGCCAAGAAACUGAGCGAGGUAGUGUGGGAUAAAAGAAAAGGAAAAGAGGAAGGAAGGAGAGGGAGCGAGGUGGUGGCGGCGGCGCAUCGGAGUCCAGCCACUGGCCGGCCGGCCAAUCUGUCCCCUUGCUGACUGUGGUGGAUCUUGGAGACAAGGGUAGGACGAAGAAGAAGAUGGUGUGUUGAUGAUUUCUCCGGUUAUCUGAGAUAUCCAACUUAUUUUAGAUUAUAUGGGUAGUACUCGGAGACAGUAGAGAGUGACAUAAAAGGGUAGUAUUCUCUUCAAUUUCUAGUUACCUGGAGAUCAAAUGUGACAAAUAUGCACACAAGGGUAGCAUCUUCAGAUGUUCUUAGAGCAAGCAUUUCUAGUGCACCUAGUACAUCUAGCCAUGGUUCUGCACCAGAUGACUGUGAUUCUUUAGGUGAUGUCUACGUGUGGGGUGAAGUUUUUUGUGAAAACUCUGUACGGGUUGGUUCUGAUACUGUAAUUAAAUCAACGGAGAAGACUGAUUUCCUCCUCCCAAAGCCAUUGGAGUCCAGAUUAGUUCUUGAUGUUUAUCACGUAGACUGUGGGGUCAGGCAUGCUGCAUUGGUCACAAGAAAUGGUGAGGUUUUUACAUGGGGUGAAGAUUCUGGAGGCCGCCUCGGCCAUGGAACACGAGAAGAUUCUGUUCACCCUCGUCUAGUGGAGUCUGUAGAAGCUUGCAAUGUAGAUUUUGUUGCUUGUGGGGAGUUCCAUACUUGUGCUGUGACAACAACAGGCGAACUAUAUACCUGGGGAGAUGGAACUCACAAUGUUGGACUUCUGGGGCAUGGUACUGAUGCAGGACAUUGGAUACCCAAGAGAAUUUCUGGAGCACUGGAAGGUCUUCAAGUUGCUUAUGUUUCUUGUGGAACCUGGCAUACAGCCUUGAUUACGUCAAUGGGCCAAUUGUUUACCUUUGGAGAUGGUUCUUUUGGGGUAUUAGGCCAUGGAAAUCUAACUAGCAUUUCAAGUCCAAGGGAGGUAGAGUCACUCUCAGGGUUGAAAACAAUAGCAGUUGCAUGUGGUGUAUGGCAUACUGCAGCUAUUGUCGAGGUUAUUGUCACUCGGUCUAGUUCAAGUGUGUCCGCUGGAAAACUAUUUACCUGGGGAGAUGGUGACAAGCAUCGACUUGGCCAUGGUGACAAGGAAUCAAAACUCAAUCCCACCUGUGUGGCCUCGCUUAUUGAUCAUGAUUUUUACAGGGUAGCAUGUGGUCACAGUCUUACUGUAGGCUUGACAACUUCUGGACAAGUGUUGAGCAUGGGUAAUUCUGUUUAUGGUCAGCUUGGAAAUCCUCAUUCAGAUGGAAGGCUUCCGUGUUUAGUUGAAGAUAGGAUUGCAGGUGAACAUGUUCUCCAAGUUGCUUGUGGAUCCUACCAUGUUGCAGUAUUGACAAGCAGGAGCGAAGUUUUUACAUGGGGAAAGGGAGCCAAUGGAAGAUUAGGCCAUGGAGAUAUAGAGGAUCGCAAGGUACCUACCCUGGUUGAAGCACUGAAAGAUAGAGCAGUUCGGCACAUAGCCUGUGGUGCAAACUUCACGGCUGCUAUAUGCCUUCACAAAUGGGUUUCUGGAGCUGACCAGUCACAAUGCUCUUCAUGUCAACAGCCAUUUGGAUUUACACGAAAGAGGCAUAAUUGCUAUAACUGUGGACUUGUCCAUUGUAAUGCAUGCACAUCGAGAAAGGCUUUGAGAGCAGCAUUGGCUCCUAAUCCAGGGAAACCUUACCGUGUUUGUGAUUCUUGUCUCUUGAAAUUGAAGAAUGCCUCAGAUUCUGAUUCAUUUAAUAAGAGGAAAGACAUUGUUUCCCACCUUUCAGGUGAAAGCAAUGGUGACAACAAAGUAUCGAAAACCAUCUUGCCUAGCAAUAUGGAUAUAAUUAGGAGUUUGGAUAGCAAGGCAGCAAGACAAGGGAAGAAAACUGAUGCAUUGUCAUUUCUCCGGACUCCUCAAGUUAGUUCACUACUGCAGCUGAGAGAUAUUGCUUUGUCUGGUAGUGCAGACAUGAGCAGAUCAGCUCCAAGAGCAGUGCGUACAUCAGCGGUUCGGUCAGUAACCACUUCAAGAGCUGUUUCCCCUUUCUCUCGGAAGUCUAGUCCACCACGUUCUACCACACCAGUUCCAACAACUCAUGGCCUUUCUUUCUCAAAAAGUGCUGCUGAUAAUAUGGCAAAAACAAAUGAGCUCUUAAACCAGGAAAUCGAAAGGCUACGUGCGCAAGUUGAUAACCUCAGACAUCGUUGUGAACAUCAAGAACUUGAGCUGCAUAAAUCAGCCAAGAAAGUACAGGAGGCCAUGACACUGGUUGCAGAGGAAUCCGCAAAAUCUAAAGCUGCAAAAGAGGUUAUCAAAUCUCUAACAGCACAGCUGAAGGAUAUGGCUGAGCGGUUACCGCCAGAACAGGGCACUUACGAUGUCAGUGAGGCAAAGCCGGUGCACAUUCCAAAUGGCAUCGAUUCACACAUUGCAAUGUACUCUAGCAUGAACGGAGCUCGCCAGCCACGGAAUGAGCUGCUGCUCAAUGCUUCAAAUCCGCAAGGCCUGAACUCUGGACGAUCAUCGCAUCCAAAUGGAGUGUCAAGUCAGCAUAAGCUGGUAGGUGAAGCUAGCGAAGGCAGCGCUCAAAGCCAUAGAAUGACUACAAGUCCACGCAAGCUGGAUCUUCGCCAUCGAAGAGCGCACAGCAACAGCGAUGACGUUCUGAGCGCGAGCACUAGAGCGGAUGAGAAUGUGAGCUUGGAUGCAAUGUCCCUGCAAAAUGGUGAGGAUGGCUACAAGCCUCGAGGCACAGUGUCAGUAUCCAGCAGCCAGGUUGAGGCUGAGUGGAUUGAGCAGUAUGAACCAGGCGUGUACAUCACACUCACAGCCCUCCCUGAUGGGACAAGGGAUCUCAAGAGGGUCCGUUUCAGCCGAAGACGUUUUGGGGAGCAUCAGGCUGAGAACUGGUGGAAUGAGAACCGUGAGAAGGUGUACGAGAGAUACAACGUCAGGAGCUCCGAGCGAGUGUCAUCUUCUGCAGCCUCCACCCGCUCAGCCUAUUGACCUGCUUCCUGUUUUUGCAUACAUGGAAAAAAUAACUGCAAGGGACACCCGAUAGCUGCAAAUAUGAUCAGAUGAUACUCUAAUAUUGAUAUUAUGUCAAUAGCAAAUUUUGUUGUGCCAACUGCCACAGUUGUGCUCUUCCACGGCGAGGAUAUAAUCCGUUUAUUCGUCACACACACACACACACACACACAUCAUAUACAUACAGUUGUGGAUACUAUUUAUAAGUUUUUCUACACACGUGGUCAAGGUGACAUAUUAUGAAACGCAGGGAGUAAAAAUUGAGCACCAUUCGA